GCUGCCAUUACUGCUUGUGUGUAUGACCGCCUCAGUGCAGGCUUAUAAUAGCGCAGGUCCGGGCAGGGGCCAGCAUCACUCUUCUAUAGACUCUAUAGUGCGAGGGAGUGGGGAGUGAGAAGAGGAAGGGACAGGGGGCAGAGUCACUGGCGGACAGAGAAGGCUCCUCACAGAGCAGCGGCGGCGGCGGAGGUGGCAGCACCUGACUGACUGGUAUAUGACUGCAGGCGGCCCGGGUAGCGCUCCUCAGCCUCUCUCCUCCACAGGAAGAGCCGCGCUUGGGAUCUACACCCCUUGCCAUGCUCGCAGCCACCUGUAACAAGAUCGGCAGCCCCAGCCCGUCCCCGUCUUCCCUGUCGGACAGCUCUGGCUCGUUCGGGAAGGGAUUCCACCCUUGGAAGCGCUCCUCGUCCUCCUCAUCCUCCGGUAGCUGCACCCUGGGCUCCGGUUCCCUCUCCGGCUUCGGGGUCAGCGGCUCGUCCAGAGGCGGCUCUUCAUCCUCAAGCGCAGCGGCUGCGGCGGCUGCGGCUGCGGCGGCGGCGGCUGCAGCUGCUUUGGUGUCGGACUCCUUCAGUUGUGGGGGUUCCCCUGGCUCUAGCGCCUUCUCUUUGACUUCCUCCGGAGUUGGCGGCGGUGGUGGAGGCAGCGGAGGGGGAGGAGGUAACUGUCCGGUGUCAGCUGCCUCUCCGUUUGCCAACGAGUACUCUGUAUUCCCGGUCAGCGGAGGAUCCCAGGAGGCGGCCGCUGCCGCGGCGGCAGCAGCUGCAGCAGCUGCGGCGGCCGCGUCCCAUCACCACCAGCCGGUCUUCCUGUCCAAGGUGCACGCCUCCGUGGACGGACUGCAGAGCAUCUACCCCAGAGUUGGGAUGGCGCACCCCUAUGAGUCCUGGUUCAAGCCCUCUCACACAGGGGACGUGAGUGCAGCAGCUGCCAGUAGCGCCUCCAGCUGGUGGGAAGUAGGUGCUGGCUGGAUAGACGUUCAGAGUCCCGGGGCUGGAGCAGCGCUGCACCCGGGCUCCCUGCAGAGCUCCCUGCACUCACCAUUAGGAGGAUACGGCUCUGACUACACUGCAGCUGGGUUCGGACACUUUACCACUGGGGGCGGUGGAGGAGCCGGAACUGGGGGAGGUGGAGGAGCCGGAGGUGGAGGUGGGGGAGCUGGGGGAGCCCCCGGAGGUCACCUUCUUAGCCCUGCCGGACAGCACCUAAUGGACGGAUUUAAGCCAGUGCUUGGCCCUGGGACUUACCCUGACCCAUCAUCCUCCCCUCUCUCUGCCAGUUCCAUGCUAGCACCCACAGGGCCACUCGGAGGCUCCCCACGCUCUUCGGCCCGGCGCUACUCUGGAAGAGCCACCUGUGAUUGCCCCAACUGCCAAGAAGCGGAGCGGCUGGGCCCCGCGGGGGCGAGUCUGCGGAGGAAGGGGCUGCACAGCUGUCACAUUCCAGGAUGUGGCAAAGUCUAUGGCAAAACGUCCCAUCUGAAGGCGCACCUACGCUGGCACACAGGAGAGCGGCCCUUUGUCUGCAACUGGCUCUUCUGCGGCAAAAGGUUCACCCGCUCGGACGAGCUGCAGCGCCACCUGCGCACCCACACCGGGGAGAAGCGCUUCGCCUGCCCUGUGUGCAACAAGCGCUUCAUGCGCAGCGACCACCUGAGCAAACACGUCAAGACGCACAGCGCGGGGGGUGGCGGGGGCACUGGCACUGGGGGGACAGGCAGUGGGGGCAAGAAGGGCAGCGACACAGACAGUGAGCACAGUCCCUCUGCCAGUCCGCCCUGUCACUCACCCGAGCUACUGCACAGCACGGAAAGGAACGGCUUGGAGUGAGCUAUGGACAAGAUGCUGCCAUGUUUUACCCCUGUACACCCCUAUAGACCCCCUCUGUACUGUGAUUUAGGGACAUACAAGUGACCACAGCUGGAGCUCCCCCUAGUCCUCAUGACUCCAAUACAACUGGUUUAUCUAAGGAAUUUACUCAACUCCGAUACACCUGUAGGACUCAGUACCUGGCAGCAUCAGGGUGACCCCAAAAAACCCCCCUACAGUAAUUUAAUGCCAGAGCCGGACUUUAUGGUCAGUCAUGUAUUGCAAUAGAGCCUGGAAGUUAUAUCAGGAUCCCUGGACAGCACUGGCCUCACUGUAUACUGUCCUGUAUAAUGCACUGUAUCCUAUGGAGAAAACCCCCCCACCCAGAGACUGCUACAAGCUGCUGUCUAUAGUAAUGGGGUUCUCAGUUAUCAGCCUACAGGUAACCCUAAUGAUAAUCUAUUCACUGGACUCUAUGCUAGUUUAUGGCUUUAGACUUCUAGGCAGAUACCUGUUUGCAGUGGACAUUUUCACAUCUAUAAAAAAAAAAAGACCACCAUGCUGUAAUAUAAUAUAAAGAUUAAUGUUAAGGGUCAAUAAUAUGUCUAAUGAUAGGGCAAAGCCAUGAGCAGAAGAUUUUAUGGAUACUUAGAAAUCUGCUCAUUUAUACCAUUUAAUGUCUCUAUAAAUCUAUUUUUACCACCCAAACACCCUAUAGGCCAGUGUUUCCCAACCAGCGUGCCUCCAGCUGUUGCAAAACUACAACUCCCAGCAUGCCCGGACAGCCAAAGGCUGUCCGGGCAUGCUGGGAGUUGUAGUUUUGCAACAGCUGGAGGCACACUGGUUGGGAAACACUGCUAUAGGCAAUGUACUGCUCACCCUACACUGAGGCCCAAAAGCCUAGAUAUAUGAUAUAUAUAUAAACAGUCCUUAGCACUGGAACCACUGACACGGGUUAAGCUGGCUUUAGACGUAACGAUUUGGUCGCAAGUAAUUACAGUGCUACUAAACCGAUCUGAUAAAUCGAAAGUCGAUAAUUGAUCAUAAUCGUUUAUCUGGGGGGUUGCUAACUGAUUUGAAAAGAUCAAGUCCAUAUCUGUAUGGACUGGACUCAUCCCAAAUAAUGCAAUGAGAAUUGUUCCGUCUAGGGCCAGCUCCACUGACAUAUUGGUGGCGAUUUGUAUAGUAUUUUUCUUGUAUAUUCAUUACAGUAAAUAUAUAUAUAGGAGUACAGAUGAGUUUCUUUGUUGCAGAUGACUGCAGUCUUUUUGUUAAUAUAAUUCUAAUUAUUUUGUUCCUUGAAGAUGCACUUUGAGGGGCUAGUUUUGCUUGACUAUGACUUAGAUAGGUAUAACUUGGAUCUCACCCAUGGGGAAUGAGCUGCUGGUGAACUAUCCUGGGGUUUAUUCCCCAGAGGGUGAGGCACCCACUCAUGUAUUAAAAUAAAUGUGUCAGAGUGAACCUGAGCUGUCUUUGGCCUGUGUAUUCCCUGCUUCAAUCACUAGAACCCCCCCAAACCUUUGUCCAUACAAGUGCUGACUGACACUACAGCUGAAGUUUGCAGCCACUGCAGACUGUACUCCUUGUUGUAAUGUUGAAAUAAUUUGAAUAUUUCACAUUGAAAUGAAAAGAAAAAAAAAUAAAAAAAAAAACUGAAGAAAAAAAAAGAAAAACUUUCACUGAGACGUUUUUAGAUUGCAUUAUAAAUGCAUGAGAUGUAAUUGGUUUUAUUUGUAAUAUUUUAAAUAAUGGUAUUAAUAAACUC
This is a messenger RNA of Hyla sarda, 3573 nucleotides long. It is a transcript of the gene SP8, whose product is annotated as Sp8 transcription factor. Gene Ontology annotation, molecular function: RNA polymerase II cis-regulatory region sequence-specific DNA binding; DNA-binding transcription factor activity, RNA polymerase II-specific. The transcript has 2 exons. Gene Ontology annotation, biological process: regulation of transcription by RNA polymerase II. The record is from RefSeq and is a predicted model, not a curated record. Bases 300 to 1829 code for a protein of 509 amino acids. Lineage: Eukaryota; Metazoa; Chordata; Amphibia; Anura; Hylidae.